Clavispora lusitaniae ATCC 42720 is the source of this 2691-nucleotide messenger RNA. RefSeq names its product Ste13p (gene STE13). Gene Ontology annotation, molecular function: serine-type peptidase activity; dipeptidyl-peptidase activity. Gene Ontology annotation, cellular component: plasma membrane. NCBI's taxonomy places the organism in Eukaryota, Fungi, Ascomycota, Pichiomycetes, Serinales, Metschnikowiaceae. Gene Ontology annotation, biological process: proteolysis. The record is from RefSeq and is a predicted model, not a curated record.
AUGGCAUAUGAAGCUGAUGCACUGAUUCCGCUUCAAAAUUUGAACGAGUCGGCUUCUCGAUCAUCUGAUGAUGAUAACUUCUCGGAUUCAUCUGCUACUUCUGAAUUCUUCGACGAUAUAGACAGGUACAGAAGCCAUUCUGACCAGAAGCAAGACUUUCUGUCUGAUGCUAAUUUCAUAGAGAAACUACUGAGCUUUCAAGGAUCGAAAACCUUGUCUAAAAAAGUGUGUGGUGCAAUACUGGCAAGUAUAUUCUUGAUAUGGACAGUUGCACUUGUUCUCUACUCAACUGGAAAUGUUCAAAGGAAAGCUUCAGCAAUUUGGCACGGCCCAAACACCAAUAUAGUUCUGUUAUCGCAUCGAAAUAUUUCGUUGAAUGAUUUCCUGCUGAAGAAGUAUAAUGUUAGUUUUGAGAACUAUAGAAAGGGUGCCUUUGUUAGUCCUCGAAAAAUGGUACGCUGGCUCGUUCAUUCUCAGUUCCCACAGUCAGAUUCAAGCUAUGGCAACGGUUUCUACUUGACUCAACAUGAUGAAGAGUACGUAGUACAUCAAUUCGGUACAAAGUACAGUUACAAAAUCUUGGAAUCUCGCCAAUUUGAGUAUGAGAAUUCAUUCUUUCAAGUUGAAGAUAUUCAUCUCAAUCCGGGUCUACCUAUUGACGAUGAAUCUACCUUUCACAUUCUAGUUUCCGACGAAACAUAUCAGUGGAGACAUUCAAAAUUCUCUAUUUACUGGCUCUGGCAGCAGUCAACGGGGAAAGUUUUCCCCCUUCAGCCCACUGGCAUCGAAAAAGACUCUAUGGCUAUAGAGAAGCUACACUUCGCCAAAUUUGAUCCUUCUGGAAAAUAUGUGGUCUUUGGUCAUAAUCACGACUUGUUUUUGUACGAACUCUUAUCUGGGGAAACUACGAGGGUAACUGUGAAUGGCAAUUCCAAUGUUUUCAACGGCAAACCAGACUAUGUUUAUGAAGAAGAGGUUAUUGCUGGUGAUAAUAUGGUAUGGUGGUGUCCCGACCUGUCUAAUUUCGUGUUUGCUACUCUUAAUGACACCAAGGUCGAGGAGUAUCAUAUCGAUUACUUUUCCAAGGAUCCGGAAGAAAUUGCUAUGUCCUAUGAUCAGCCACUGGCGCAAAAAUCAAGCGAAGUAAACCAGUAUCCUAUCCGUACCUCAAUCAAGUACCCUAAACCAGGAACCCCAAUUCCAGAGGUAAGCUUAACCAUGUUCAACUUAUCACUGAGAAAACAAACUGUCAUAGACAUUCAAGGGGUUGAUACAGGUGACGAUCCCAUUCUUUAUGAUGUGAAUUGGAUAGAUGCGGAUAAUCUUUUGCUCAAAGUUUCUGAUCGAACGAGCACCAUAUUAUCUAAAAAGCUAUUCAAGCCUUUAGAUUCAAAGGUCAUGAAUAUCUCUUUGACCAAUACUUCGACAUUCGGAGGAUGGAUUGAGAAGGCAUCUCCUAUAGCACUUGUUAGCCGAAAUGACAAAACGGGAUAUCUAGAUAAAGUUGUCUCCGAUAACAAGGUGCAAUUGGCUUUUUUUGACCUGGCAUCAUCUCAAAAUUAUUCAAAAAUUCUUGGGCCAGUGUAUUAUAACUCACCAUUGGCUUACGACGCUAUUGAAGGUGUGGUGUAUGGCUUGUUCGGUACUGACUUUAACCACACUUUCUCCUCCGUAUCUAUUGAGGACGCUUCACUUAAGGUUCUACAAGAGAAUGGAAAAUUCAUGCCGAUAUUUAGUCCGGAUGGGCAAUUCGUGGACCUUGAGUAUGCUGGACCGCUGCUACCUUGGCAAAAACUAAUGAAUAUGGCUGAUUUGCAUGCGGGUGCCGUUUUCGAAAACGUCGGACCAUUCAAUGACCAAUCAAAUCUAAAAAAGGUUUUGGAAUCAACCAACAUUCCAACACGAGUAUACAGUAAGGUGAAGGUCGGAAUGGGUGAUGAAGCAGUCGAGUUGAACAUGAUGGAAAUACUUCCUCCAAACUUUGACCCGAAUAAGAAGCAUCCUUUAUUAGUACACACAUAUGGAGGUCCUGGUGCCGCCAUAGUUGAUUACUCCUUUAGGGUUGAGUUCCAGGAUAUCGUCAGUUCCCAAUUAGAUGCAGUGGUUUUGAUCAUAGAUCCUAGAGGAACUAACCCCGAUAACUGGAAACUCAAGUCAUGUGCUCGAGAAAAAUUGGGCUUCUGGGAACCUAGAGACAUUGUCACUGUGACCAAAGAUUACAUUAAGACCAACAAGUAUGUGGAUGAAAGCAAAACUGCCCUUUGGGGAUGGUCAUAUGGAGGAUACACCACAUUAAAGACGCUUGAAUUCGACAAAGGGGAUGUAUUCAAAUUUGGUGCAGCAGUUGCUCCAGUAACUAAUUGGAUGUUUUACGAUGCCAUUUACACUGAAAGAUAUAUGAAGAAAGUGGAAGAUAACCCAAACUACGUGGCUAUAUCCAGAAUUAACGGGUUCAGUAACUUCAAAAAAGUGAAGCGAUUCAUGAUAAUGCAUGGCUCGGCUGACGAUAACGUUCACCUUCAGAAUACCAUGUGGUUAUUGGACAAAUUUGAUGUUAAUGAAGUGGAAAACUAUGACAUCCAUAUCUUUCCUGAUAAUGAUCACUCUAUUUUUUACCAUAAUUCGAAUAGCAUGGUCUAUGACAAAUUGCUAUGGUGGCUCCAACAAGCAUUUCUGGGUUUCUACGACUAA